AUGGGAACAGAAGCUGAUGGAGAGGACUGUGGAGGACCAGAACCAGACAGGAACUCACAUCCAGCUACACAUUUACAACCAGAGACUGAGGACAAGACUGGAGACUCUUCUGAACCUGAGACUGAGGACAGUGAUGAUUGGAGGGAGACCAGAGAACCUCAGUCAGGUUUAAACUCUCUGAAAAAUGAUCAAGUCAGUGAGAAACCGUUCAGCUGCUCCGAGUGUGGGAAAAGAUUUGGCUUCAAGACAUGUCUGAAGAGACACAUGAGAACUCAUACAGGAGAGAGACCCUUUAGUUGCUCUGUUUGUGCUCAAAGAUUUUUGCAAACAACACAUCUGAAGAGACACAUGACAAUUCAUACGGGAGAGAAACAAUUUAAAUGCUCACUGUGUGGUAAAGCUUUCAGUGAAAAUGGAAACCUGAAGCAACACAUGAGAACUCACACAGGAGAGAAACUGUUCAACUGCUCAUUGUGUGAUAAAGCUUUUCGUGAAAGGGGAAAGCUGAAGAGCCACAUUAAAACUCAUACUGGAGAGAAACCUUUCAGCUGCUCAGUUUGUAAAAAAUCUUUUGCAAGGGGUGGAAGUUUAAACAUACACAUGAUAAUCCACACACGAGAUAAUGGCUUUAGCUGCAGUGCUUGUAACCAAAGAUUCACUUCACAUACAUUUCUUGGAAACCAUAAAUGUGUCGGUGGUCAGUCCUCACAGCUUCAUCAGACUCAAACUGAGGAGAACAGAGAGGCAGAGCCU
Molecule: messenger RNA, 753 nt
Organism: Plectropomus leopardus (leopard coralgrouper)
Lineage: Eukaryota; Metazoa; Chordata; Actinopteri; Perciformes; Serranidae
Source: RefSeq, a predicted model, not a curated record